CGAGAGACGGUUCCGGACAGCCAGGCCUCUGGGGACCUGUAGCACAGGCCACCAUCUUGCCACAUUCUUUGCUUCCUGUUCUGAGAAUCAGGUGCCACUAAGAUGUCAAACCCAUUCCUUAAACAAGUGUUCAACAAGGACAAGACAUUCAGGCCCAAACGCAAGUUCGAGCCUGGCACGCAGCGCUUCGAACUACACAAGCGUGCACAGGCAUCUCUUAAUGCGGGCCUGGAUCUGCGGUUGGCUGUGCAGCUGCCGCCAGGUGAAGAUCUCAACGACUGGGUUGCCGUGCACGUGGUGGAUUUCUUCAAUCGCAUCAACCUCAUCUACGGUACCAUCAGCGAUGGCUGCACCGAGCAGUCGUGCCCAGUCAUGUCCGGGGGCCCCAAGUACGAGUACCGCUGGCAGGACGAGCAACGCUUCCGGAAGCCCACGGCGCUGUCCGCACCCCGCUACAUGGACCUGCUUAUGGACUGGAUCGAGGUGCAGAUCAACAACGAGGACAUCUUCCCCACUAAUGUCGGCACACCAUUCCCCAAGACCUUCCUGCAGGCAGUGCGCAAGAUCCUGUCAAGGCUGUUCCGUGUGUUCGUGCACGUGUACAUCCACCAUUUCGACCGCAUCGCCCAGAUGGGCUCUGAGGCGCACGUCAACACCUGCUACAAGCACUUCUACUACUUUGUCACCGAGUUCAACCUCAUUGACCCCAAAGAGCUGGAGCCCCUGAAAGAGAUGACAUCACGGAUGUGUCACUGAGGACCCCUCCCGUCCGCUGAGACUUGGGGAGACAACUGUGUGCAGCUCGUGUCUCAGGAGCAUGGCACGCUCACUCACGCCACUGUCUGAGGAGCAGCAAGACCACAGCUUCCGCCCCCUCUCGUGGUGACUGUGGGCCCUGACUCUAACCCGUCCCCUUGCCGGCAUCCAGGGCCUGAACUUGAACCUGGACACUGUGCUUUCAGCCACUGGGUUUACACUGUAUGUGCCAUGGCCUCCGAGAGGAGGCAGGAUCUGGAGCCACUGCUAACCACCACUUGUCCCUUCUCCAUGGCUCUCUGCCCUGACAGCUUUGUCCCUCACUUGCCAACCUGGAAGGGGAGGGGCCACCAGAUGUCUUCUGUUUACAGCCACAUUGUGUGUGGGUGACCACAUAGGCAGCCAGCAUACCUCCAAAGAUGAACUAAUGUGCCAUGCCACCCCCAGCACCCCCAGGGCAGGACUCCCAGUAUUGGGUGUUCUGGGGGUCUUUGUAGGUCAGGAAGGGUGCAUACACUGCAUGCCUAUGAUCCCAAGACUCUGCAGGCAGCUGCAAGGAGGAUUGCUAUAAACUUGAGGCCACCCUGACCUCCACAGUAAUGGUCAGGCCAGCCAGGGUCUCAUAACAAGAUUGUCUUAAAAAAAAAUGUAAAGGAGCCAGGCAGGGUGGCACAGGCCUUUGAUCCUAGUCAGGAGGCAGUGACAGGCAGAUCUGUCAAUUCGAGGCCGGCCUGGUCUACACAGAGAGACCCUGUCUUAAAGAAACAAAACAAAACCGGUAAGGUUCUGCACAGUGGGGAGGUGUUUGCCACGUGAGCGUGAGUGCACAUGUGUGACCCCCACACCCAUGGAGGAGCCUGGGAGAGCCAGACAUAGGGUGCCCAGGGGACAGGGAGAAUCAGGCAGCCAUGGGCUACCCCAGUGCGCAGCCACACAAACGCACACACAGACUGGCUCUGUUGUGAACACGGCUGGCUUCAUUUCCUUUCUUUUUUUACAUUGUUGGUUUGGUUUUGAAACUGGCCUGGAACUCACAGAGAUCCUCCUGCCUCUGCAUCCCAAGUGCUUUGUUAAAGAUGUAAGGUACCAAACCCAAGUCUAUUCAGAAAUAUUUUUGGUUUUGUUUGUUUGUUUGUCUUUGUUUUUGUUUUGAGACAGGCUCUUACUAUGUAGCCCUGGCUGUCCUGGAACUUAUUCUGUAGGCCAGACUGGCCUCCAACUCACAGAUCCACCUGCCUCUGCCCCCAAGUGUCAGCCAGCUCAUCUGGAGAUUUUUGGGAUUACUGAUAACUGGUUUCUAGUGGCCACCCUCCUGGGAACAGUAUCUGGGCUAACCUGGGAUCCAGUAAUGAAUUCACUUGUGGCUCCCACCCUUAGAUCUGCAGUUCCUGGAAGGUGGUGACAGGAACCUCUCUCUUCAGUGGCAGCCUAUUGUGUAGCAAAACUAUGUGUGUUGUGUGGCCCCUGUGGGCCACAGGACCAAACUCCAGCAGGUCCCUGUCUGUCAUGCCAUGGAGGGUGUAGCAGAAUAUGACUGUUCCCAGCUCCAACUUUUGAGCCUCAUGGCCAUUCCCUGAGACCUCUGCACUCUCAAGACCCUGAGGAAUUCUGGUUACUUUUCCAGAGGCUGCCACUAAACUAAAUGUGUACAGUUUAAGCUUGGUUGCCUGAGCCCAGGGCUGAGAGACACCCCUGGGUACUUCCCGAAGUCACUGUGCCCAAUACCCAGCUCUGGAAGAAUCAGGGACCAGCCCUCAAGGCUUGACUGAGUGUAUUUCUCACCUGUAAGACUUGGCCACCUUGCCAAAUCCCAGCAGCCCAGGGAGGGGUCCACCUGCCUCAUUCACUCCCACCUCUGUGCCAGCCUAAGAAUAAAGUGGUCCUCUCCAUA
Mus musculus (house mouse) is the source of this 2647-nucleotide messenger RNA. It is a transcript of the gene Mob3a, whose product is annotated as MOB kinase activator 3A. Bases 103 to 756 code for a protein of 217 amino acids. The record is from RefSeq and is marked provisional. The transcript is spliced from 4 exons. NCBI's taxonomy places the organism in Eukaryota, Metazoa, Chordata, Mammalia, Rodentia, Muridae.